CACACAACUGGCGUAGGUACGGUAUCUAAAGACCCGAAUUACAUUAGGCUUCCAAGCUGAGUCGCCAUGCAUAAGCCACUAUUGAUGACCGUGUGUAAACUGGAGUAAACUGGAAGUUCAGAAAUGGUGGCCGGUCUGGCAAAACCUUAGACAACAUCUAAAUGCCAAAAACCAUCUAAACCAAGCCAACAUCUAAUGCCAAAUCCACACAUCUUGACGUCACGCAUUGUAUAGAAAUUAUAGAAAACUUUUUUGAGUUUGUUGUGUAAGUGUUUGUGGUGUUUAACUUACAUUGUUGUUAUUUUUAUAGCUUGGUUGUGACGUUCAAGAUGGGUGGAUUUGGCAGUAGAUGUUGGCUUCAGAGGCUAGACUUCCCAGCGUUUCUAUUCUAUAAUACUGGUCUAAGGGCAAAACAAGUGAAACAAUACAGUCGUCAUAAUCUGGUGUCCCGGGCUCCCGGCCGCCAGAAACUAGUGUCUUGGCUAGAAACUUUUGCAUCAUAUAUUCUAAUUAUUAUCAACUCGAAGAAACAUUAAUAAGAGGGAGUAUCUGAUUGUCAAAAAUUUCUAUUCAGAUAACUAAGCAAUGGAAAUUCCAACCAGCAAUGGAGAAUUAAUAAAUCUUUGUGAUGACAGCAAGCAGAGUGACGCUGAUGUAAAUUUGAACGAAGAAAAUGACCUGGUUAAGGUAUCUUUCAUUGAUGUCGAUGAUAUGUAUCCGACAGAUUGCGAUCUCAGAUGUCGCUAUUCCUUCAAAACUGCAUUCGUACACCCAAAUCCAGGAGAUAGAAUAGCAAUAUUCAAAGUUGGAUGGAAGCAUGUUACAGAAUACUAUCUUUUCAAGAUGGUUAAAGUGCCAGCUGAAGAACACGUGCUUGCCUGUCAACGAAUAUGUUUCUCCGCUCCAGUCCUGCCAAAGAAUGUGAAGGAUCUCUACCAACUUUGUUAUCUAACACAUGAUAAUCUGGUGCUCGGAGCUAGCCCACCCUUCAGCUUCUAUAACGCGUCCGCUCAGGAACUGGUGUGUGUUGAAGACAAAGCCUGCCAAGAGGUCAUGAUCUACAAAUCUCGUUUGUCUGUGCUCCAUGAUCGUGUUGGAAGAGUUGAAGAUGAAAAAGAGCUGUCGGACUUGAAAGCGUAUGCGUUUGGCUCUCGCCUGAAGCAAGUAGAGCAGGAGCUGGCCUCCUCAAGAAAAGAGAUUCAGGCCAUCUCGUCUUGGUCUGCUUCAACGCAGGAAGAACUAGAGAAACAGAAGAGAGCAAACUUAGAGCUAUCCAAACUGCUUAAUGAAGAGCAUGGCAGUUGUGGCACUAAACUUACUGAAUUAGAAAAACAAUUAGCAAUCAAGACUGAAAAGCUUGAAGCACUUGAAGAACAGCUGUGCAAGGAAGAUGAAGAGAAGAAAAGACUUAAUUCUGGAAUAGACACUUUGACUGCAAAGUGUAUCGAGAAUGAGAAUCUUCUAAAAGAAUUGAACCAAUACAAUGAGACUCUCAAGAAAGAGCUAGAUGCAACAAAAUUGGAAAUGGCAUCGUCUUUGGAGGAUCGUCAACAUCAAACAGAAAAAGAGAAUUACCUUCUUGAAGCCAAUUUUCGACUUGAGAAAGAUAAUACAAAGCUGGUCGAUAUGCUGGCAGACCUUGGAAUCCCAGACUGGUUACCGAGUGGAUUAAAUGCUGAUAAGACUCCGGCACUCGACGGGUGUGGCUCGCAAACUUCAACUGCAGACUCCAGUGAAUGUGCAGUGAACACCAAGGAUAUUCAAGGAUUAGUUGAUGAUUCAAUGCUGAAUAAGCAAUUAUUGGAAAAGUGUCAGGAAGAGAUAAAGAGUCAUGAAAACGAAAAAAUGGACUUGAAAACUAGGGUUGAGGUACUGGAGAGUGAACGUGACAUGGAAAAAGAAGGCUUGAUGAAGCUUGUGUCCGAUCUGCGCUCAGCCCUUCUAAAGAUGCCAGGAUUGGAAGAACAAUGGAAACUACUACUGGAGUCUGCCCGUGUAUUGGCAAGCAGAAAUUUCAAAUCAGUGAUCGAUGGCAUGACAUUGGGAGAUGAGUAUCCAAGCACAGAGGCGCGCAACUUGAUAGACAGUCUUUGCAUAACUGCUCAAUGUUACGAUUCGCUGCUCGUAGACCAUAGAAUCAAGUCGAAGGAGCUCGAAAAACUCACUGAUCUCUAUAAAAAACUCGAGGAGAAUAAUGAUAAUUUGAAGAAAAAAGUUACUGAGUUGGAAGAAACUUCAAAAGAGCUCAACAGUUGUUUUUCAGCAAUAAAAAAAAACAGUUUCGAUUCAGACGCAGUAAAUUUGAGACGACAAUUGACUGAAGCUACAAAGAAAGCUGCCGAACUGGAGAGGGAGUUGAAGGAGAUGAAAUCAGCAAAGGCGUUGUCAGCUAUUGGGCAGGUCACAAUCACCUCCGCUCUUUCAUCUUCUAGCUCCAACAAUAAAUGCACCCAAUGUACCUCGUCAAAUAAUGAUAAGGCACCUCAAGAGUCACAAGAGCAGGUUGAGAAAUUGCAACGUUUUAUGAAAAAAUCUGCUGUUGAAUAUGCAAAGUUGUACCACAAAUUCUUGUUGGAGCGACAAAUGAGGUUGAAAAUGGGAGAUGCUAUCAAGACAGACCUCAAUCAAGAGCUGCCCUCAUCUCAAAAACCUGAUGUCUAAUUGGCUUCCUUACACAUAUUUCGACUUGAAGCCAUGAAACGUAUUUUAAUAGAGGAUUAUUAGUACCUGUUUCAGUGAAAUUGAUUAAAAGGUAGGCUGAAGGUAAAUCUAUUGUGAUGAAGAUAGCAUACUUUAUUUUGCAUUUUCUCGUCAUAAUUGAACGUCCAAACAUGAUUAGUUAUGUUGAACAGUGUCUGAAGGUAUUCUUCAUGAUAAAUGAAACUACUUUGAUGUGGACUUUUACUUUUUGUUACCAUAAAAAUGAUUCAUUCCUACACGGUAAAGCUACUUCUACUCUAUAAGAAGCUCUUCAGCAAAAUUCAAGUUUUCAAGAUACUGAAGGUUUCCAUAUGCUGUUAAGUCGGUGAUAAUGUCAAGGAAUUAGAAUUGUUUUAUUUGUUGAAAUAUCCAGCGAUCUUUCUUUGAUCCUUAAUGAUGUGACCCUUAUGCCUAAUCCACACGCAUUGGUUGACAUAUUGUGGAUGGUUGGCCUUCGCUCGACAAAAAUCGGUGCUAUUGCCAACGAAGGCCAAUGGAGAUUAGCGCUGGCAAACCACCCACCAAUACUGGCGCUGGUCGUCAUUUGUAUGAAUUGGGCCAACAUAUGGAUGCGGCAUUACAUGUGUACAGCCAAUCUAUAGUUUGUGUAAAAUAAGUGUUGAGACUUGGCCCUCCAUCUGAAGAAAUUACAAGGUUGCCAAUUCGUGUAAAAUUGCAACUUACUCAGAUUUCCAAUUCAACGUCAGAAUUGGAUGAUAUUCUACAUCCCCGAUAUCCUAGUAGCCUACAGCUAGGAUACCUAUAUACUCAAUCCCAUAAAUUGAGGCCAUCUCCGGAAAAAGGGUACAUAGGCCAAAAGUGUGUUUUGAGUAAAAUCAGUUCAAAAGUUUGUAAACCUUUAUAAUUUUAUGAAUCUAAACAUGCUAUCUGAUCCUGUAUUGGAAUUUAGAAAAUAUGCAUAAUAUAUGCACAUAUUAUUAUGUGCCCUUUUUCCGAAAAUCGUAUCUAUACUACAAUAAACAGAAAAAUACUAGAUAUUUUGUAAACAAAUUUUAUUUUCUGAAGUCGUGUUGUUUUAAUAGAGAUAUGAAAUAUUAUUCAGAAAUUGAAGAGCUAGAAUAUUAUUCUCUUCAUUGAACAAUUAUAGAAAAUUCUCAAUGUUCAUCAGAUCAUUACACUUAUAAUAUGAUGGCAUUCCGUUCAUUAAUCAUUGAUUCGAUCCAGUCAGCAUCGUCUUGUGUUAUGUAUUUAUACAAACUUCUGGUGUCCCUGAUUUUGUUAUCAUUCAGCUCCGGGAAGGGGACAGUUACAGGAUACACUUCUUUCAGAAUGUCAAUAUUUUUUUUAUUUAGAAACGUGAACGGUAUGUAGGUCGGUAAAUAGUUACUUGAGCAUACAAUACUCCCAUCAGGAUUGUAUUUCAACAUAACACACUUCAUGAUUUUGAAUUCGCGAUUUGCUGAAGAUGGUUUAGCUUUAAAUAGUGGUUUCAAGGCACUCUCCCAAUCUUUUAUUAUAGAUCUGUCUAUGAGUACAUCGAAAUAACAUGGAUUUGUUCUGCACAGAACAAUAGCCUCCAACCAAGGCCUAGCAGAACCAAUAACCUCUUUCUUUUUAACAAAAUUCCAUACUAAACCGAAGUUCCUGUCACACUGGGAGAAGGAAUGUCCUCUUACAGGAAACAACUGGAGCAUAGAAAUAUUAUUAAUUCUAGAAAACCAUGAGCAGUAUUUGAGAACGGUUGAAUUUCUAUUUUGACCUCCUGCAGAAUCAGACAUCAAAACCACUGUCUUAUCACCAGGGAACUUUUUAAUGCAUUUCUGCAAACAAUCAUGCAGAAAUCACAAACAAUCAGAAUGAAACAACAGAGUUGGCAUUUUUACUGGCUUGGGUCUCCAUGAAACAAUAAAAAUAUGAAGAAUCAUCAUUAUGAACAUGAAUGUUAAAACAGUAGAGCCACAAAAGUCUUUUAUAAAAUUGGCUGUUCACAUUGAUACGAGGCAUUGCAUAGUUUUGUCCAUAAUCAAAUUCUAGGACAAGAAUAGAAGGUUGAUCCCAAGCAUUUUUGAUGUAUCCAUGUUUUAAAACUAGACGCCUUUGAUAUUUCCUUUGAUGUAACAUAUACUCUGUUUUGCAAGGGUCAUUUGGGUCCCUACUUAACUUUUCUUUGCAUUCAGUACAGUAGUCACAAAUAAUGUCAGUCUUGGGCCUAGAAAAAGCAUAGUUGAACUUGGUUUUGAAUAGUCUGAAAUAGUGCUCAUACGACAAUUUCGACGGCUUAUCACUUUCUCUUCUGUAGAAUAUUUUAAACAUGUUGUAAAGUCUUUACACUUAGAUCACAAUUUUCAAAAUAGAUUUGAGACGUUUUAUGCUGGCAAUAAUAACUUUUAUCAUGUGGAAGAGAUUGAAGAUGGGCUUUCAUCAAUGGUAGAACACUCUCAUUUGGCUUCCGAGGACAGUUGUUAUGUGACCCACGUUUUUCAUUAAAGCUGUCACCAGACAAAAUCUCUGCCUGAAUAACUCUUAGUCUCUUUAUGGACACUUGAAAUAGAUUUAAUAUGAAUGUUUUACAAACCUUUUUUUUCAUUCCAACAACACUGCAUAGCUCAAAGUGUUUGAGCGUACUUUCUUUUAAUUAAGUUUAAAGUUUACAUUGUCAGAUGCUUCCAUACAGUUGGAAAGAAACACGUCUUGCAAAGAUUUUGUGUUAUUGAUAUUAUAAAAAUUAUCAUAUAGUUCAGUUUGUUUUUCAAGGGAAAUAUUUUCGUAGCAUUUGUCUCUGCAGCAUGAACUAACCAAGGUGAAUGUAGAACCGGCACCAGACUCUCUUUGUUUCUUGGCAUUGUCUUUUUUUCAUUUUUGUGUGAAUAAAUAUUUUUUUUUUCUUUCUUCCAAUAUCACUAUCUUCCAUAAUUAUGUAUCACACUAAUUAAAAACACGUUUUACGAACACUAACCUCAAACGCCAACAGCUACCAUACCAACUGACUAUCACCUGAAAAUGGGCUCCAGACAGCAGUGCAUAGAGAGACAACAGAAUUCAUAGAGUGCUCAGUUUUUGAGAUAAUGCAUUUUAACUUUUUGAGUCUACUAAAGAUAACAUGGCGAAUCGAUUGGAA
Molecule: messenger RNA, 5779 nt
Organism: Nilaparvata lugens (brown planthopper)
Lineage: Eukaryota; Metazoa; Arthropoda; Insecta; Hemiptera; Delphacidae
Product: tax1-binding protein 1 homolog
Exons: 9
Coding region: 586-2661 (691 amino acids)
Source: RefSeq, a predicted model, not a curated record